Molecule: messenger RNA, 2188 nt
Organism: Eucalyptus grandis
Lineage: Eukaryota; Viridiplantae; Streptophyta; Magnoliopsida; Myrtales; Myrtaceae
Product: cytochrome P450 CYP749A22
Exons: 5
Coding region: 146-1843 (565 amino acids)
Molecular function (GO): iron ion binding; heme binding; oxidoreductase activity, acting on paired donors, with incorporation or reduction of molecular oxygen
Source: RefSeq, a predicted model, not a curated record
UAGCCCACAAGGAAGCUUUAUCAUGUCGCUUUGAUUGUCUUGAGGGAUGAUUUCUUGGAAUCUCCUAGAGUCGGCAGAUCCAACAUUUUUAAUGUUAGUAUAAGCCGUCCCUAUCAAUCAAUGCCGAAAGGCUGUCAUUUUGAGCAUGACCUUAUCACCCGGCUAUCAAAUUUCUCCGGUUGAAGCCAUUAAAAGCUUGAUCAUCAUCACUUCACAAUCCGAGAUUUGGAUAUCUAGUUUCCUCCACUUCCUUCCCUUUCUAGCUUGGAAAGAAACCAUGCAAGUGCUCAUCCUCUUGAGCUCCCUGUUCCUAUUUUUCUUCUUGUCUCUUGCCAAACUCUGGUACAAGUUAUGGUGGAAACCACAUAGGAUACAGAGGAUACUGAAUGAGCAGGGAAUUAGAGGUCCCCCUUACAAGUUCGUCCACGGAAGUAGCAAGGAAUCAUUCAAGAUGAUCACGCAGGUUAGGGACAUACCAAUGAAUAACCUCUCUCAUGACAUAUUCCCCAAGAUUCAGCCUGAAAUCCACACAUGGACUAACACAUACGGGAGAAAUUACUUAAGUUGGCAUGGGACUCAAGCUCAGCUGGUCAUUACAGAACCAGAACUGAUCAAAGAGGUAUUAGUUAAUAGAGACAAAACAUAUCCAAAAACACCAGCUACGGACUUCGUCAAGAAGCUUUUAGGGGAUGGGCUUGCGACCACUAACAACGAAGAAAAAUGGGCAAAACAGCGUAAACUUGCUAAUCAUGCUUUCCAUGGGGAAAGCUUGAAGAAUAUGGUUCCCAUGAUGGUGGACACCAUUCAUGUGAUGCUAGCGAGGUGGAAGCAUCAAGAAGGGAAAGAGAUUGACGUGUUUGAAGAUUUUAAGUUAUUAACAUGCGAAGUGAUUUCAAAAACGGCAUUUGGAAGCAGCUACAUAGAAGGCAGGAAUAUUUUCCAGAUGUUGACAAGAUUGGGUGUGUUAUUAACCAAAAAUCUUCAUCAUGUAAGGUUCCCAGGAUUAAGGGGAAUCUCUCUUGGAAUACUUCUCAGUAAGUUUUGGAAGACGGCAGAUGAAAUCGAAGCGGAGAAGCUCCAGAAAGGAAUAUACGACGCUAUAUUGGGGAUAGUCAAGAAAAGGGAAGAGAAGGUGAAGACCGGUGAGGCAGCUGACGUCGGGAAUGAUUUCCUAGGACAGCUUGUGAAGGCUUCUCGUGGCAUGGACAAUAGCAAGAAAAUCACGAUUGAUGAUCUAGUGGAUGAAUGCAAGACAUUCUACCUUGCCGGACAAGAAACCACCAAUGCAUUGAUGACAUGGGUUGUGUUCCUCCUAGCGGCGCACCCUAAUUGGCAAGAGAAAGCAAGAAAGGAGGUUCUCCAUGUGUUUGGAAACAAUGAUCCCGACUCUGAUGGUAUUGCAAAAUUAAAGACGAUGAGCAUGAUUAUUAAUGAAACUCUGCGAUUAUACCCUCCCGUCAUUGGGAUGUCGAGGCAAGUUGAGCAACAACUUAGGUUGGGAAAACUUCUUCUUCCCACCAAUAUUCACAUCAUAAUAGGAAAUCUCAAGCUUCACCAUGACCCCAAAAUCUGGGGAGAAGACGUGCUUCUCUUCAAACCAGAGCGAUUCGCAGAAGGCAUUGCUAGAGCCACCAACAACAACCCAGUCGUGUUCAUUCCCUUCAGUUUUGGUCCCCGAAUCUGUGCAGGUAUGAACUUCGCAACACAUGAGGUGAAGAUCAUCCUUUCGAUGAUUCUGCAACGCUAUGCUUUCAAAUUGUCCCCUGCUUAUGUCCACUGUCCAGUUCAAGUCCUCACAAUUGGCCCGAAGCAUGGACUUCAAGUCAUAUUUCAACCACUGUAGCUUGGUUCACCAGCAUAUGAAUAAUGUCUAAGUCUGUAAAAUGUUGUCCAUUGAUGCCUUCAUACUUCAAUGUCCAGUGUUGUGCUUCUAGGAUUUGUCAAACAGUAAAAGGGGCCAGGGGGAUGCCGAUGAUCAGCAUAUCAUCGUUCUUAAUCAGCAUAAAAAUAUUGGGGUUUGGUGCAUCCUUCAUUUACCGUGUAGUACGCUAUAUAUGCACAGAGAUGAGUGCCAACAUAUAUUUGCUAGUAUAUAGAAUUUGUUGGGCUCCAUCCCGACCUGUGAAAAUGUCAGAGACGAGGACAAGAAAAAUGGAAGCAGGUGCGCGACAAGAAAUUGAUCGGUUGA